Messenger RNA from Plectropomus leopardus (leopard coralgrouper), 472 nucleotides. Lineage: Eukaryota; Metazoa; Chordata; Actinopteri; Perciformes; Serranidae. The record is from RefSeq and is a predicted model, not a curated record.
GUACGAGUGUCUGGCCACUAAUGCUGUGGGCAUUGCCAAAAGAACUGUGCAGUUGGAGAUGAGGGCAGAUUCCCCCUCCAUCUCCCACCAGCCUCCUCCUCUUCCUGUCCCUCCAACCCACCACCAUGGAGUGCCAUCCCGAAAGCACUCUGUCACAGCUAUGUAUGGUUCUGCUGUCUACCUCCACUGUCCAGAAUCUAUCGGAUCAGCAAGAGGGACCAUCUGGCAGCUACCAUCCAAGACCAUCAUGGAACAUCGAUACAGUCCGGAGAGACCAAUUAAAGUUUUCCAUAAUGGGACUCUGAGGAUACUUCAGCUAACAGAGCUAGAUGGUGGAAAUUAUCUGUGUGUCUUUCAGCGGCCCAAUGGGGAGGACAUGGAGCUCUUCCAGUUGGAGGUGUUAAUGACCCCUCCCAGAAUUGAGCAUGUGAGGACUGCACAGACCAGGGUCACCUUUGGAGAAAACUUCCAG